Molecule: messenger RNA, 1809 nt
Organism: Eutrema salsugineum
Lineage: Eukaryota; Viridiplantae; Streptophyta; Magnoliopsida; Brassicales; Brassicaceae
Product: transcription factor MYB120
Exons: 3
Coding region: 1-1809 (602 amino acids)
Source: RefSeq, a predicted model, not a curated record
AUGAUCUUGUACGGAGGAGGAGCAGGGAAGGAUGGUGGAUCCACCAAUCACAUAUCAGACGGAGGAGGAGGAGUGGUACUGAAGAAAGGGCCAUGGACGGCGGCGGAAGAUGAGAUACUUGCAGCGUACGUUAGAGAGAACGGCGAAGGAAACUGGAACGCCGUUCAGAAAAACACAGGCUUGGCUCGUUGCGGCAAAAGCUGCCGUCUCCGUUGGGCCAAUCACCUCCGCCCAAACCUCAAAAAAGGCUCUUUCACCGGCGACGAAGAACGUCUCAUUAUCCAACUUCAUGCUCAGCUUGGUAACAAAUGGGCUCGCAUGGCCGCUCAGUUGCCGGGAAGAACAGACAACGAGAUCAAGAACUAUUGGAACACAAGGUUGAAACGUCUUCAACGCCAAGGACUUCCUCUUUACCCUCCAGAUAUUAUCCCUAACCAUCAACUCCAUCCACAUCCACAUCAUCAUCAACACCAUCAUCAUCAACAUAACCAUCAUCAACAUCAACAACAUCAUCAACACCAGCAUCAGCAUCAACAUCAUCAACAUCAGCAAAUGUAUUUCCAACCACAAUCUUCACAACCAAACACACCUUCAUCUUCUCCUCUUCCAUCUCCAACACCAGUAAACGCAAACCCCUCUUCAUCUUUCACUUUCCAUACCACAAACGCAUCAACCGCUAAUCUCCUCCAUCCUCUUAGCCCUCACACUCCAAACACACCUCAAACUCCUUCACAACUCUCUUCCACGCCGCCUCCACCGCCACUUUCCUCUCCUUUAUCUUCACCUCGCAACAACCAAUACCCUACUCUUCCUCUCUUUGCCCUCCCGCGUUCCCAAAUCAACAACAAUAACAAUAACGCGAAUUUCACUUUCCCUAGACCUCCACCUCUCCUCCAACAGCCUUCAACGCUACUCGCCAAACGCUACAACAAUGCUAACGCUCCUCCUUUCAAUUGCAUCAACCGUGUUUCAACCGCACCAUUUUCCCCUGUUUCAAGAGACUCUUACACUUCUUUUCUAACAUUACCUUUCUCUUCCCCUACCGCUCAAACCGCUCAAACCGCUACUUACCAUAACUCUAACAACAAUUACUCUUCCUCUCCUUCUUUCUCUUUAAACCCUUCUCCUUCUUCUUACCCUACAGCAACUUCUUCCCCAAGCUUUCUGCACUCCCAUUACACUCCUCCUUCUUCCACCUCUUUUCAAACCAACCCGGUUUACUCCAAUAUGAAACAAGAGCUCCCUUCAAACCAAGUUUCCCAAGUUAAUUCAUUUAAUGUCAACAACUUCACAAACGACAAUGAGAAGCAGAACAGUGUCAGUAUUCACAGAAGAAGUAUUAGCUGCAGCCUCUUAGAGGAUGUCCUCGAAGAAGCCGAAGCUCUAGCUGGUGGAGGCGGAGACCGACCUCCAAAACGUAGACAACUCACAGCUUCCCCUCCUAACCACCACAACAGUAACAACAACAACAAUAAUGACAACUUCUUCUCGGUUAGUUUCGGACAAUAUGAUUCUUCUGAAAACUUAUGUUCCUUACAAGAUUUGAAAUCAAAGGAAGAAGAGUAUCUUCAGAUGAACACAAUGCAAGAGGACAUAGCUAAGCUUCUUGAUUGGGGAAGUGAUAGUGGAGAAAUCUCUAAUGGACAAUCAUCUGUUGUCACUGACGACAAUCUUGUUCUUGAUGUUCAUCAAUUCGCCUCACUAUUUCCAGCUAAUUCUACAGCGCCAGCAACCGCAACAAACGACGAACACAACAACAACAAUAAUAACAAUAACUGCUCAUGGGACGACUUGCAUGGAAUCAGCUAG